AUGACCAAGGUUCUUCUGAUCGAGAACAGUCUCAGCUUUGCUGAACAGGCGUCGGCCAUACGAGACUUCGGUAUCAACGUCUUUCACGCGAUGAACCGCACGUGCGUCGAUUCCUGUCCCAGCGAUGGAGGCCAGCUGGUCAUCAACUACUGCUUCUACUCGGAGCCGCAGGCGGGCUCAUCCAACGGCACGGAAAGCGCGUCCCCCGAGAGCGUCACGUACGGUUCGUCGCUGUUCGAGAGCGUGUCACGAGACCUGGAGGCGGCCUGGCCCGAACUGCUCGGCAUCUGCGGUAUUGCCCUCGCUCUGUCCGUGUUGCUGCUGGUCAUCCUGCGGUUCUUCGCCUGGUUGAUUGUCUAUCUGGUGGUGGCUGUCGUAGUAAUUGGAGCUUUCGUCCUGACUGGGUUUUCUUUGGUACAUGUACUUCGACAGCAAGAAUGCAGCUGA
Molecule: messenger RNA, 447 nt
Organism: Pollicipes pollicipes
Lineage: Eukaryota; Metazoa; Arthropoda; Thecostraca; Pollicipedomorpha; Pollicipedidae
Exons: 5
Coding region: 1-447 (148 amino acids)
Source: RefSeq, a predicted model, not a curated record